Molecule: messenger RNA, 3250 nt
Organism: Sus scrofa (pig)
Lineage: Eukaryota; Metazoa; Chordata; Mammalia; Artiodactyla; Suidae
Gene: ARMC5
Product: armadillo repeat containing 5
Biological process (GO): anatomical structure morphogenesis
Cellular component (GO): cytosol
Molecular function (GO): protein binding
Source: RefSeq, a predicted model, not a curated record
GUGCAGGUCAGAGCACCAAGGAUCGGGAACUACAACUUCCGACUGGCAUAAUUACUGCGGCGGCGCUAUUUAAAAAGCGUCAGAGAGGAGGUGCCUGGCCACGCCCCUCCUUCCAGUUCCGCUCUCUUGGAUGCGCUGCGAAGGGGGGGCGGAGCCUUAAGCCUGAGCCAAGAUGGCGGCCGCGAAGCCAACCCCCACGGACUCGCUCUCGUUCUGCCUCGCGCAGCUCACGGCGGCGGCCGGGGAGGGUCUAGGUGGGGGAAAGGACACAGCUACCAACGAGACACCCUUGGGCCGCGCGCUCUUAGCCCUCCGCACGCGCCACGUCAAGGCAGCGGGGGGAAUCGAGCGCUUCCGGGCACGCGGCGGGCUCCGCCCCCUUCUCGCUCUGCUACGGCGAGCGGCUGCAGCGGGUCCCGCCCUGUCCCAGGCUGGCUCAGGCUCCACCCCCUCUUCGGUCGAGUCAGCGGCUUCUUCUGGCCCCGCCCCCUCGCCGGGCCCCGCCCCCUCCGCAGCUUCGUCAUCACCGACGCCCUCUCCGCCAGCGCGCCUGCGCAAGACGCUGGACUUAGCGCUCAGCAUCCUAGCCAACUGCUGUACGGAAGGGGCGUGCCGGGCUGAAGUGCGCAGACUCGGAGGCAUACUCCCAUUGGUGACUAUUCUUCAGUGUGUGAAGACAGACAGCAUCCAGAACCGAACAGCCCGUGCUCUGGGGAACUUAGCCAUGGAACCUGAGAGCUGUGGGGACAUCCAUUCUGCUGGCGCUGUUCCCCUGCUCGUGGAGAGCCUGACUGCCUGCCAGGACUCACAGUGCCUGCAGAGUGUGGUCCGCGCCCUCCGCAACCUGGCAGACUCCCCCCAGCACCGCCUGGCCCUCGCACAGCAGGGAGCGGUGCGCCCGCUGGCCGAGCUUCUGGCCACCGCCUCAGACCCCGCGCUGACUUUGGCCUUAGUCCGUGCCCUCCUGGAGCUGAGUCGCGGCUGCUCCCGGGCCUGUGCAGAGCAGCUUAGUCUGGGUGGAGGACUAGGCCCCCUGGUCAGCCUGGCCUCUGACUCCAAAAGAGCCGUGCGGGAGGCCACCAUUCUGACCCUUGCCAACCUGUGUGCCCAGGGCUUGGUACGGCCUGCCCUGGGCAAUGCUGGUGGCGUGGAGGUGCUACUAGGUGAACUCCGGCGGCGCCGGAGCCUCAACGGGACUAGUCAAGCCUCCCAGCAGCCCCUGGUGCGGGCCGUGUGUCUUCUGUGCCGGGAGGCCAUCAACCGGGCCCGGCUGCGGGACGCUGGGGGUUUGGAGCUGCUGAUGGGCCUGCUGCGGGAUCCUCGCGCCAGUGCCUGGCAUCCUCGUGUGGUGGCCGCGCUCGUGGGCUUCCUCUAUGAUACUGGGGCCCUGGGCCGGCUGCAGGCUCUGGGACUUGUCCCUCUCCUGGCUGGGCAGUUGUGCGGGGAGCCUGGUGAUGAAGAAGAAGAAGGAAGAGAAGCUGCUUCCUGGGACUUCCCUGAGGAGCGGACCCCUGAGCGGGCAGAGGCCGGAAGCUUCCGAAGCCUCAGGUCGUGGCUGAUCUCUGAGGGCUACGCCUCGCCGCCUGGGGAUCCAGCCAGCUCCUCCCUGAGCCCGACCUCCCCACGGACACCCCGCACCCCACGCCUGCCAUCGGGCCGCAGCCCCACCACUGCCACCGAGGAGCCCUGGGGCCGCGAGGGGCCAGCGCUGCUGCUGCUGUCCCGCUUCUCCCAGGCUCCUAACCCCAGCGGGGUGCUGGUAACCGGCCCGGCCCUAUGCGGCCUGCUGGCCUACGUGACAGGCUCGCCGGGCCCGCCGAGUCCCCGCGCGCUGCGCAUCCUGGCACGGCUCACCUGCAACCCCGCCUGCCUGGAGGCCUUCGUGUGCAGCUACGGGGCCGCACUGCUGCGCGCCUGGCUCGUGUUCGGUGUCGCCCCCGACGACUGGCCCACGCUGCGUGCCCGGCCCGCUCGGCGCGGCCAGCACCAGCACCAGCACCGGGAGCUAGGGGAGAUGCUGCUGCAGAACCUGACUGUGCAGGCGGAGUCGCCCUUCGGAGUGGGUGCCCUCACUCACCUGCUGCUCUCUGGGAGCCCUGAGGACCGUGUGGCCUGCGCACUGACCCUGCCCUUCAUCUGUCGGAAGCCCUCUCUGUGGCGCCGGCUACUCCUGGACCAGGGCGGCCUCCGUCUCCUCCUCUCAGCGCUCACUCGGCCAGCUCCGCACCCGCUCUUCCUCUUCUUUGCCGCGGACUCCCUUUCCUGCCUCCAAGGCCUGGUGUCUCCCAGCGGCGUGAGCCCCGCCCUCCUACCUGCAGUACCCCUGGAUUUAGACCCGCCCUCCCCUUGCCUCUACGAACCUCUGCUGGGCCCAGCCCCCACCCCCGCCCCGGACCUCCACUUCCUACUGGACUCAGGCCUACGGCUCCCUGCCCACCGAGCUGCUUCAGCCACCGCCUCUCCCUUUUUCCGGGCCUUGCUGGCCGGCAGCUUUGCCGAAGCCCAGAUGGACUUGGUGCCACUUCGAGGCCUGUCCCCCAGUGCAGCCUGGCCUGUCCUGCAUCACUUGCAUGGCUGCCGGGGCUGUGGGGCGGCGCUGGGGCCUGUUCCUCCACCCGGCCAGCCCUUGUUGGGUUCAGAGGCCGAGGAGGCCCUGGAGGCUGCUGGCCGUUUCCUGCUGCCUGGGCUGGAGGAGGAGCUAGAAGAAGCCGUGGGCCGUAUUCACCUGGGACCCCAGGGUGGCCCAGAGUCGGUGGGCGAGGUGUUCCGCCUGGGCCGACCCCGGCUGGCUGCCCACUGCGCUCGCUGGACACUGGGCCCAGGGCAGUGCCCACGGAAGCGGGCCCUGGCCCUAGUGGGGCUCGUGGAGGCAGCAGGCGAGGAGGCAGGGCCCCUGACUGAGGCUUUACUGGCUGUGGUGAUGGGGGUAGAAUUGGGGGGCAAGGGUCCCAGCCUAGACUCUUGAUGUCCCCUGGGAGGGGACCCGAGGAGGAACUGGCUGUGAGGAGGUCUCCCUCGGAACGGCGCGGGAUGGGCGGAGGCUGACAGGAGGAGUGGCCAUCAGGGACUGCUGGGAGGAUGGACCCGGACCCCCGCAUGAUGGUCUGAAGACUCAGGAGUGAGAGGGCCAAGGCCAGGGUCUGGGCGUGGGGCCCAUGAGAUAGAGAACAACAGCCCAGGGCCCGGGCACUUGGCUUAGCCCAGCUUUCUGGAGUUGAAAUUAAAAACUUGGAGGUGACUACCCCCAUCA